This is a messenger RNA of Chiloscyllium plagiosum (whitespotted bambooshark), 1803 nucleotides long. The record is from RefSeq and is a predicted model, not a curated record. NCBI's taxonomy places the organism in Eukaryota, Metazoa, Chordata, Chondrichthyes, Orectolobiformes, Hemiscylliidae.
AUGAAAGAAAUUCAAGAUGAAGUCUAUAAUAAGGACAGGCACCCCCAGACAGGAGUGACUGUUCUACAGAGAAGACAGAGUUGUGAUGAAGCAGUAUUUUUAAUCUCCAAAGGAGCAAAAACCUUUGACUUCUGCAAAGAAAAGAAUGUGCUUGUUACAGGAGGAUUAGACAGAAUAAUUCGAAUGUGGAAUCCAAACUUCACAGGACGACCAAUUGGGAGGCUGACUGGCCAUAAUUCACCCAUCAUCUUCCUCAGUAUUGCUGCAGGGGACAGGAGGAUAUUUUCAAUCUCGGUAGACAAGAUAAUUAAGGUUUGGGAUAUUGAAGACCAAAUGUGCCUCAUUACUGUGAAACCUAAAGCUAGUCAGAUUAAUGGAGAUUUGGCCACUUGUUAUUAUUCUGAGGAAUCAAAGGCACUCUACAUUGCAACUGAUUCAUUGGCACAGCUACUGCUGCAGAACAGCAGAGAGGAGCUGAAUAAAGGUGUGUCUCACAAGAAACCUGUUCUGUGUUGUCAAUACAACAAGUUAAUGAGACAAGUCGUUACUUGCUGUGAAGGAUCUGAUAUUAAAGUGUGGGAUCUGGACACUGGCCACCUUGUCUUUGAAUUAACCAGAGCUCAUGGGGAUGCUGCUAUAACGUGCAUGACCUUUGACAUUGAUGAAAGAAGGCUGAUCACGGGUGGCAGAGAUGGAUGUGUGAAGAAAUGGGACUAUCAAAAUGGGCAAUGUGUACAGACCCUGAGACAAGCUGGAGAAAAAACUGAAGAAAUCAGUGACUGUAUUUAUGCUGAAAUAUACAAAAAUAGCUUUAUCAUCUCGGUUGGCUGGGACAAAAGGAUCAAUGUUUACUCGGACAUUCAGGAUGACCUAUAUGAUACUCAGUAUCCAUCACACCUUUGGGCAGAUGAUGCAAUGCAGAAAAAUGGCCACCAGGAUGAUAUUUUGUCUGUUGUCCUGUGUGCUCCAAAUUUGCUGGCUACUUCAAGUUAUGAUGGUGCAAUUAUUAUCUGGAACUUCACAUCCGGUCUCAUCUUCUGUCAUCUUCAUUCUCCAUUCAGUGCAGUGCCUCCGGAAUUGUCAGGUCACAUUCAUUUUUGGAACAUAUUUCAUGGUGGAAAACUGCUAGCUCACUUUCUUUGUUCAUCUCAUGAGGUUACCGUAACUAGCAUGUCAAUUAGCGAGGACAGUGCGAUGCUUUAUGCUGCUGAUCACUGUGGGUAUAUCUACGUCUUUCACAUUCUUCAUUAUGCACUUCAUGGACCUGAAACACACCCUCCACAAACAUUUGCCUGUUGGAGGGCUCAUGAAUGCAGUGUUACAAGUAUUGCAUUAGUGGAAGAACAUCAGUUGCUGCUUACAUCUUCUGUGGAUUGUAGUGUGAAGCUUUGGAAUGUCAGAGGAGAGUUAAUAGGUAUUUUUGGCCAAAGCAUAUCAUGGAAUAUUCACAGCUUCAAAUCAGAAGAACAUCAGAAAGUAUUAAUGGAACAGGUUCUACCAGAAUCCAGGCAGAGCCUGCAAAGUGAUACUAAGACAAAUGAAAAGGUUAAAAAUAGAGCUGAAGAUGCACUAUCCCUACUCGAACUGAAAUAUCAAGAAGUCACAAAGGAGUUAGAACAGCUAGAUUCGGUUGUGAAAAUGAGGUUACAUGAACAUAAACAGAAACACAUUGAAAAACAACAAAUUUAUGGAAAACUGACUGCUUAUCAAUCAUUGCAUUGUCAUGAGUUGGCUGAUGUUUCCUUCGACGUUCACAAGCCUGAUCCAGCAGCUGAGCUUAAUGAUCUAUUUGACAUAAUUUAG